Molecule: messenger RNA, 426 nt
Organism: Metarhizium brunneum ARSEF 3297
Lineage: Eukaryota; Fungi; Ascomycota; Sordariomycetes; Hypocreales; Clavicipitaceae
Source: RefSeq, a predicted model, not a curated record
AUGGCUAAUUACAAGGCGAAAGAACUCCCGCCCCUGCCUGAGCAAGCCGACCUAAGCGGUAAAGGCAAAGAUCGCCCCCCUGUCGCUCGGCCUCUAGUCUUACCAAGACAGUCUCCCAAGUACCAAGCCACUGCUGAUGAAAUGAGACGACAACUGGGUCAGCUUCAGGAACAAAACAAGACGCUUUGUCAGUCUCUACGUGCGAGUGACGAGGAGAAUAUUAUGCUGCGAAAACAAAUUACCGCCUACAAGCAAUACAUUAAAAAGCAGGAUAGUGGGCUAGCGGAGGUCAUCAAGGCAAUUUGCUCCGCGUUCCAAAGCUAUCGAGAGACAGUGGUGGAGGUUACUAAACAGGCAACCAUGAGCGAGGAGAUUGCGCAGUGUGAGAUGGAAGCCGCAGGGAGGCUGUUCCCUCCCCAGUUGUAG